This is a messenger RNA of Trypanosoma brucei brucei TREU927, 939 nucleotides long. RefSeq lists its product as hypothetical. The record is from RefSeq and is a predicted model, not a curated record. The transcript has a single exon. The coding region runs from base 1 to 939 and encodes 312 amino acids. Lineage: Eukaryota; Euglenozoa; Kinetoplastea; Trypanosomatida; Trypanosomatidae.
AUGGAGGGAAGAGGGGGAGAAGACCCCUAUAUGCCUCCCCUAAGAAGGCGCCCGGGAACGCGACGGGACUACCAGCCGCUCUACGCGUCGGACGCAUCGCGUGGUCCGCGGUCCAGGCCGAACACGGCAAGAUGUCAUAGUCAACGUCCGGCUCCCCCGUCUGUACGCUGGCGCUCUCCGGACCACCUUAAUACCAGCUACAGAGAAACUGACACAUCGUCAAUAAUGCGUGCCACACCGAGAACUGGUCGGACACACGUUGCGGAGGAGCGGACGUCUAGGCACCAACAAAGGCGGUGCCAAUCAGCAACACCUCCCGUGACGAGAUCGGUGCUCUCCUGGGAUCUGCAGGUACUUGACGGCGUUGAGUUAGGUUUCUCGGACCCAGGGUCAUUGAGACUAUUGGAGCUGCAGGUGCCUUGUUCCACAAGCGCAAAUUUAUUCGGCACCCACGAGCGGAGUAAGACGUUCAUUCCUGGCGAUCCAGUUGGGUUGAAGUUGCGUCGCGACGCCAUGAGCAUCCACCCUUCGCGCCCUCGGGACCUUUGUUUCCUAUCACCGGCUGCUGCGAAACGAAACAACAUACCGCUUUCCCUCGGGAACAUCGGCGAUGGAACGAUCGCCACGAUACCGUACUACCGUGUGAGUCGUAUAUCACGUUGCAGGUUCGCCUCCACUGACCGGCGAAUCGUAGUACGUUUGACAGGUACCACUGGCCUUGUCCUUACCCUUGCUUUCACUGAUAAAGCACUCUACACCACUGCCAUGAAAGUUAUCACUGGCUAUUGCAGCAAUUGUGACCGGAGGCCCGACGGGGUCAGAUGUUCCUCUCCUGCUCGAAAUAUGUCACACCCGGAGGGUGAAGGAAGGUACGUUUGUUUCGCUGAGCCGGAGGUGCGGACAUUGCGUUCAAGCCGCGCCAACGGCUAUACAUAUUAG